Nannospalax galili (Upper Galilee mountains blind mole rat) is the source of this 4168-nucleotide messenger RNA. It is a transcript of the gene Dcaf17, whose product is annotated as DDB1 and CUL4 associated factor 17. The transcript is spliced from 14 exons. NCBI's taxonomy places the organism in Eukaryota, Metazoa, Chordata, Mammalia, Rodentia, Spalacidae. The coding region runs from base 227 to 1786 and encodes 519 amino acids. Gene Ontology annotation, cellular component: Cul4-RING E3 ubiquitin ligase complex. The record is from RefSeq and is a predicted model, not a curated record. Gene Ontology annotation, biological process: protein ubiquitination.
UAUCUUUGCCCGCUGCUGGAGAGCUUGUGAGAGAAAAACCCGGAAGUGGCGGUUGAUUCUUUACCUUUGCUGCGUGCUGGGGAAGUGUCUGCUUUUCUUUUCUCGCCGUGUGCCUAACACGUGACUCCUACGUUAGUUUUCCCUUGCGGUUCGGAGGUAGUGGCUGCCACCCCUAGAGGAAGCGAGGGGUGCGCCCUUCCUUCGGCCCUGCAGACUCGGAGCCUCCAUGGGUCCGACCCCGAAGGCCAAUGUGUGCCGCAGGCUGAGCCUUAGGGCUCUGGGCUUCUUUGCGCGCGACGCGGGCGUGGUGCAGAGGACUAACCUGGGCAUCCUGCGGGAGCUGGUGUGCCAGGAAAGUACUAAAUUUAAGAAUGUUUGGACAACUCAUUCAAAGUCACCUAUAGCCUAUGAGAGAGGAAGAAUAUAUUUUGACAAUUAUCGGUGCUGCAUCAGCAGUAUUGCAUCAGAGCCAAGAAAACUUUAUGAAAUGACAAAAUGUUCCAAAUCAGAAAAAAUUGAGGAUGCUUUAUUAUGGGAAUGUCCAGUGGGAGAAAUACUUCCUGACCCCUCAGAUUAUAAGUCCUCACUCAUAGCACUGACUGCUCAUAAUUGGCUGCUUCGUAUAUCAGCAACCACAGGGGAAAUCCUGGAGAAAAUAUACCUUGCUUCUUAUUGCAAGUUCAGGUACUUGAGCUGGGACACUCCUCAAGAAGUCAUUGUGGUCAAGUCAGCUCAAAACAAAGGCCCAGCCCUGGCCCAGCAGGCAGGUAUUCAGCAGCCUGUUUUGUUGUACCUUGCAGUAUUCCAAGUUCUACCUUUUUCACUUGUAGGAAUUCUAGAGAUCAACAAAAAGAUUUUCGGGAACAUUACAGAUGCUACUUUGUCUCAUGGAAUACUGAUUGUGAUGUACAGCUCGGGACUAGUCAGACUGUAUAGCUUCCAAGUCAUCAUCGAACAGUUCAUGCAACAGAAACUUGACUUAGGGUGUGCAUGCAGAUGGGGUGGGACUACUGGAACUGUAGGAGAGGCUCCCUUUGGCAUUCCUUGUAAUAUAAAAAUCACAGAUCCCCUACCACUGCUCUUUGAAGUUUCAUCCCUGGAGAAUGCAUUUCAGAUCGGAGGCCAUCCUUGGCACUACAUCAUCACACCUAAUAAGAAGAAACAGAAAGGAAUUUUCCAUAUUUGUGCCCUAAAGGAUAAUACCUUGGCAAAAAAUGGGAUCCAAGAGAUGGAAUGCUGUUCUCUAGAAUCUGACUGGAUCUAUUUCCACCCUGAUGCUUCUGGAAGAAUAAUACACGUUGGCCCAAAUCAAAUCAAAGUUUUAAAGCUAAGUGAGAUGAAAAAUAAUAGCUCUCAGCAUCAGAUCUCUGAAGAUUUUGUUAUUUUUGCCAAUAGAGAAGACAGAAAUGAAAACUUAUUCACUGUUACAGCUUCUGGACGGGUGGUAAAAAGAAGCUUCAGUCUUCUGGAUGAUGACCCAGAGCAAGAGACUUUCAAAAUUGUGGACUAUGAAGAUGAGUUGGACUUGCUUUCCGUAGUAGCUGUUACUCAGAUAGAUGCUGAAGGAAAAGCUCACCUGGAUUUCCACUGUAAUGAAUAUGGAACUUUACUUAAAAGCAUUCCACUAGUAGAGUCAUGGGAUGUGACAUAUAGCCAUGAAGUCUACUUUGACAGAGACUUGGUGCUACACAUAGAACAGAAACCCAACAGGGUCUUCAGCUGCUAUGUUUACCAGAUGGUAUGUGACCCUGGAGAAGAAGAAGAUAUCCUAAAAAGAAGUUGCUAAAAAGGGGGAGAGUUGUAUCUUGAGACUUUUGGUGAAAUACCCAAUCAGCUGUGUCCAGUCCUCUUUAUUACAUGCGUGGCACAUUCUGCAGUAUUUCUGAGAGCAGGUCUUGUGUUAAUUGCAAAUGACUUAGAUUGAAUUCUUCCCACAGAAGGUUGUGAGGACUUUGUUUUAUGUGACUACUUUCUAAAAUGAUGUCCCAAGAGGUCUAGCAUUUUGAAACUUUUAGACUAGGUGCUACUGCAAAUAUAAAAUGCUGGGAACCAGAGGACAUGUUAAUUCAGUUGUUGAGAAGACAUCACUGAUAUGGAGAUAAUUAAACAUGAUUUUUUUUUUUUUUUGAGACAGGGUCUCCCUGUAGCCCCAGUUGUCCUGGAACUCACUCUGUAGACCAGGCUGGCAUUGAACUCACAGAGAUCCGCCUGCCUCUGCCUCCCAAGUGCUGGGAUUAAAGGCAUGUGCCACCAUGCCCGGCAAUAAUUAACAUGAUGCUUAAAGAAUAAUUUAGAGUUUGGAUUGGUAAAGCUAGGAGAGAGAAAAAAAAUAAAAAUAUUAAAGACACAAGCCAGGCAUAGUGGUGUACACUAUGUAAUCCCAGCACAUGGGAAGUGGAGCAAAAGGAUUACGAUUUCAAGGCCAGUGUUGGCUACAUCAUGAGUUCAAGACCGGCUUGGUCAGCUUGGUCUUCAUAAGACCUUUUCUCAAAAUGACAACAAGAGUUAAAGAAAUCUCAUAUACUCUAUACCAAGCUUUGUGUAAGGAUGACAAAUGAAAUUUGUAAUGUGAAUUCCUUUUUUUUUUUUUUUUACAAAUCAUACAUAUGUAGAUAGAUUUUGUGUUUCCAUAUAAUAUCUAGUUGAUUCUAGUUCCCAAAUUGUCUUUUGUUCCAUGGUCUUAUUCUUUAGUCUUCUUGUUCUCAUUGAAUGUUUGUAUUCUGUGUGUGUAUGUGUGUGUGUGUGUGUGUGUGUGUGUGUGUGUGUCUUUGCCUGUGUACAUGGUGCUCAUUGAUGUGUCCAUGUCGAUUUAUAUGCAUGUUCAUGCGUGCAUAUGUGUGUGGGUGUGCUUGCAUGUUUGCAUGUGCAUUUGGAGGCCAGAAGUCUCCCUGUGAUGAUAUUCCUUAAGAGCUAUCAACCUUGGUUUUUGAAACAGGAUCUCUUACUAGUGCCUGGGACUAUGAUUAGACUGGCCAGCCAGCCAGCCCCAGGAUCCUCCUGUCUCUGCUUCUUUAGCAUUGGUAUUAUUAGCACACCACCACACCUAGCUAUUUAUAUGGGGCCUAGGGAUCAAACUCAGGUCCUCUUGCUUGUGUAGCAAACACUUUACCAACUGAGACGUCUCCCGAGCCCUGAAACGAUGUAUUGUUAUAAAAGAUUAUGAGGAAACUUUAAAUGAAAAAUAUUUUUUCUGAUAUAUAUAACCUGUUUAACUCAAUGCAUCUAAAGAUACUGUCUUUAUUAACCAUUCUAUUUUUUAGUGAGAUGGUUUGUUGAGGCAAUAUUUUCUACAAGAACAUAAAGAUGUGUUGCUAGCCUGUACUAGAUCUUUCACUCAAGAAGAGUCAGUGAAAGCUCAGGAGGAAUUCUUCCUAGAAUUUGCCUGAUUAGCCAGAGGAAAAUUUUGGAUGUUUUUUCUUGUUUGUUGUUAAACAGAUUUAAACAUGACCCUUAGGGCUAGAAAAAUGACUCAGUGGUUAAGAACACUGGCUGCUCUUGUACAGGAUCCCAUUUUGGUUCCCAGCAUCCACAUGGCAGCUAACAACUGUCUGUAACUCCAGUUCCAGGGGAUCCAACACUUUCUUCUGGCCUCUGUGGGCAUUGUACAACACAGGUCCACUUACAUACAUGCAGGCAAAACACUCAUAUGCAUAAAAACUAAUAAAAGUUAAUUCAAAAAAUUUUAAUGACCCUUAAACUCCAGUAAUCAUCUUUCAAAAUGUUAGAUAAAGGCAACCUAAGUAUAGGGAGAAAAUGUUCCUAUACUUCCUAUUUGAGAAAUCCAGUUAUUUGGAAUAUACAUGUUCAUCUUGUUUUUCUAAUGCAGCCUCAAAAAAAUAACUGUAAAACAAGAAAAGAAUGGCUGGGGCUAAUAGUUCACACCUGUAAUCCCAGUAUUUAGGAAGCUGCAAUAAGAGGAUUGCUGCAAAUUUGAAGCCAGCCUUGGCUACGAGGCAAGACCUUGUAUUGACAAAAAAAAAAAAAGCCAGGGAUGGUGGCUUAUGUUUGUAAGAUUGGUACUUUGGAGGUAGAGGAGGAGCAAGAGUUCAAUGCCAACUUUGGCUACAUAGUAAGUCAGAGCUAGCCUGGGCUAUCUCAAUAAUACAAACAAACAAAAAGAAAAACAGUAAAAUUAGUAAUUUUUUUUUAAAUACGUGUAUGAGUGUUU